Molecule: messenger RNA, 1922 nt
Organism: Octopus bimaculoides (California two-spot octopus)
Lineage: Eukaryota; Metazoa; Mollusca; Cephalopoda; Octopoda; Octopodidae
Product: src kinase-associated phosphoprotein 2
Cellular component (GO): cytoplasm; plasma membrane
Molecular function (GO): protein binding
Source: RefSeq, a predicted model, not a curated record
AUGAGAAUUUAUAGUCAGGGUACAGGAGCUCUAUCUUCAUUAUAUUAUCAUUUAAAACUCUGUUGUAUUCUCUGUUGUUUUAUAAAAUAUUCCUGGAGUUCUGUUUCCAUUUUAGGUAGCAGUGUUGGUUUGUCAGAUGAUAGCAGAGAUGAGUCUGCAUUUACUGGGGGAAGUACAAACACUGAGGAAGAUGAAGUUGGAUAUUCAGACUCAAUUCCCUUCAUAGCUGCCACAGACAUUGUAAACGCUACCAAAACCGGCUUUUUAGAAAAGAAACGCAGAAAAGAAAAUGUACUGCUUUUCAAGUCCUAUCAAAAGCGCUGGUGUGUUCUCAAGGAUAAUAUUUUAUACUAUUAUGAUAAAUCUUCAGAUAAACGUCAAUUGGGUGCUUUUAUCCUGAAGGAUUAUGAAGUAAGAACAAAUCCAAAUGUGGUAAAAGAAGCGAGCAAAAAGGAGCUGAGUUUUGAACUUGUGUCUCCAGGAAAACGAUCUUAUCUGUUUGUGGCUCCAUCCAAAGAAGAACUGGCUGAUUGGAAGUCUUCCAUUGAAAAUGCUGCUUUGAAUAUGAUGACAAGUUCAAUGAUGGAUGAUCAAGAUGGGGAGAGCAUUUAUGAAGAAUUUGAUGAAAUCUUGCCUCUUAAUGGACGGCCAUCCAUUGCUGAAGAGGUGUAUGAUGAUAACUUAAACUGUCUGCCAGAUGAUGUUGAACUAACAUCAAGCAAGAAAGCUGAGUUGCCUCCUAUCCCAGGGUCACCGAAGCACUUGCUUCUCAAAUCUAAUGCGUCUCCUCCUCCCCCAGCUCUGCCAGAAAGAAAUCCUCCAACUGUCCGCCCCACUGAACCAGCUGCCACCGAUGAUGGUCUGAUAGGAGAAGUGUACGAUGAUAUUGGCACCGAUGUACAGAAGUUCCUUCGAAGCACCAAAGUGGAAAUAAAGCCAGAUGACUAUGAGAACAUCUAUUACAGUCUUUGGGAUUGUGUGGCAGAUGACAGCACCGAGCUUGCUUUUAAAGAAGGAGAUCUGAUCAGGAUUCUGAAUAAAGAAUAUGAUAAGCAGUCUUGGUGGAUUGGAAUGCUUGAUGGCCAGAUUGGUCUGGUGCCAAAGACAUUUCUCACAAAUGCCUAUGAGUUAGUUGCAUGAAGAUAUUUGAUAUGCUUGUAGAAGAGAUGUAACCAUUAACAAAGCUAUUCCUCAUUAUUUGUGUUUGUUGUACUAUGCCAUUUCUGAACAAAAGAAUGAUUUUAUUAUUUUUUUUUAUUUUAAAAAAGAAAUCUGUUAUUGUAUUCUAAAAUAAUUGUAUUAUCUAUGUUAUCAUUGCUAAUGACAUCAUUUUAAUCAUCAUUAUCAUCAUCAUCAUCAUCAUCAUCAUCUUCAUCAUCACAAUCAUUGAAUAAUAAAGACUCUGUGUUUUUCUAUUAACGAACUGUAUUAUAAAAUCAUUUAUAUCUCACCAAAUAGUUCUUAUUUUAUUCAUUUGUAAUAAGUUUAAUUUGAGUCUUUAAUGAUUUUUUUCCCAUUUUUCAUCGAUAAAUGGAAAAAAAAAAACCCCUAAUAACUUUGGUUUGGAAAGCAACCUGCUCUUUUUUUCUAUUUUCUUUUAUGUUUAUCUAUAAAAUAGGGAAAGAAAAACAAAGUUGUCACACAGAUAACUGAAUAAUUACUGCCUCUCUGUCAUGAUGUUUCAUAAAUGCUGGCAAAUGUGGUAUAAACAAAAUAGGUUUCUAGAAGAAAUAUAAAAUCUAUGAUUUUUUUUUUACUCUAUUCCAUGUGAAUCAAUUGCCUUCACUCUUGCUUUAUAGUUCCAAAUGAUGUGUAAAGAUAAUUAUUUUUGUUUUAUUAUUUUUAUUGAUUAAAAGUGCUAUGUAAAAGAAAAAAUAUAAUAUACAUGUUAAUCUCAUCCCGAUGAUUAAUAUAUGAUCUGA